CUUUCCUUUUAAUAAUGUACUAAUUGCUGCUGCUAUUAUACUACUAUAGAAUUUUACAAGUGUGUGAUUAUCGAUCAAGCUCGAUUUGUAACGAUCUUGCGAUCCAUGUCCAGUCAAUUGGAAGAACUCACAUUUGACGCACACAACUAUAAUAUGGCAUUCCUUCAAGUCAUGAAAGCAUGUCCACGUCUGACGCAUUUCUCCUAUUCUGUCUAUGAUUACGUGCCACCAGAAGUCUAUGACACUGAGCCAGUCGUUGUUGAAUUAUCAUCAUCAACAUCAUCGUUAGCAACAGUAAAGACGACAACAACGACGGAAGCAGCAGUUGAAAAAAUGGAAGAGGAUGAAAACCCUUUGGAUUAUAGUAGUAAAGAUGACGACGACGAGAGUCUGAACAUUACGUAUCUGUGCCUGAAUGCUGUACUCCACAAGGAUAAAAGAGCUGCGCCGAUACUACGGAGAUGUCCAAAACUCAGGUACCUGGCGAUAUCCAAUAUUGAUAUCGACUCUGACUUCCACAUGUGGCCAAGUAAAGAUUCGAUCGAUCUGGACAUGUUCUUCCGUUUAUGUCCAUUGCUACAAUGUAUCGAAUGCAAUUCAUGGGAUGGCAACCAACAACAACAGCAGCAGCGAUGGCGACAAUAUGCGCGAGAUAUCCAUUAUUCUCCUCGUAAUCACCAGCAUUUAUUACUGGAUAAUGGAUCAUCCAACAGUCCCAGUAGGAGGAGCAAGGACAAAGGAAGCAUCAACGAUUUUACGGAAGAAGGAGGCUUACGAGAGCUAAUCACAAGUGGCGCAGAAGGAUAUGGAGCGGAUCAAAUCAUCCCCAUUCUCAAACGUAACAAGUCUACGCUCCAAAUACUUGAUUUGGGAGAGGGCAUUUCAGCACGCGGCGAUAGUUGGGACGCUUCUUCUGACUGGUCUCAGCUCGAACACAUCACUCAUUUACAACGGCUCCAUACAUUUUCGUACAAAUACCUUUCGCUAAAUGAUCGUGUUCUUUGUGGAUUCUUAAGACAAUGUCCUGUCCUGACGGAUCUGACACUUUGGUGCAAGAUGACCAUUAUCCCUGACGAGCUUCUCUUGGUAAUCAACAACAAAUUACCAUUACUGACAAGACUCGAUUUGGGCUUCACAUCAACACUUGCAGUACCAUCCGAAACGACCUGGCGCUGGUUUUUUACAAACAACAAUGGCCGUUUGAAGCGACUGUGUUUGCGAUGGAAUAAUUUUAUAUCGGAUGCAGUGUUGGACGCGAUCGGAACGAUGCGGCAGCUGGAGGAGCUGCAUUUGAGACAUACGGCGAAACGGGCCACACGGAUGGAUGCAUUAAGACGCUUGAAUCAUUUGGAUCGAUUGGAAUUAUGGACUGUGGAUGCACCGCUUGAUCCAGUACUUUCGGACUUAUAUUGGCUGAAGGAACUUUACUUGGUUGGAUGUAAGGAGGUUUCAAGUCAUGGUCUACGUGCAUUGGUGGAUACGCCAGGUUGCAAGUUAAAAAAACUGCGGGUACAAAGUUGUGGAUCGAUCCGGCCACAUAUGAUGGAUUAUAUCGACAGCAAAUUGGCAUCACUGUCAUCAUCACCGUCACAUCAAUAAAUAAAAUAAGCAAAUUUGUAAAUAUUUGAAAUCUAGCUACAAGGAUACAUCACUUUAAAGUGUUGGCUUGUUUACUGUCGAA
Zychaea mexicana is the source of this 1681-nucleotide messenger RNA. RefSeq lists its product as uncharacterized. Bases 106 to 1599 code for a protein of 497 amino acids. The record is from RefSeq and is a predicted model, not a curated record. Gene Ontology annotation, cellular component: SCF ubiquitin ligase complex. Gene Ontology annotation, biological process: SCF-dependent proteasomal ubiquitin-dependent protein catabolic process. The transcript has a single exon. Lineage: Eukaryota; Fungi; Mucoromycota; Mucoromycetes; Mucorales; Lichtheimiaceae.